AUGUCUUACGCAGAAGCUGCGGCCAAAGGCCCUAAGCAAACACCAGAGGAGGCUCUGAUUCGCGCCCCUAACCCACCACGAACCUAUCUGAGUGAAACAGCGGAGAGCACGGCCUCCCUAGUUGACGUCGACUCCCCGCAUGUGGUUUCAGUGGACUCGGAUUUCCUCAGCCAAGAAGUGAAGACCACUACUCAGGCUGAUCGCUUAGAAAGAGAGGCACAGGAGAAAGAAGAGCGGAAAGAGCGGGAAAAGGCGCAGAAGGCGGAAGCGAAGGCGGCGCGCGCCGGCCAUGUCGCCAAGCGUAACCCUGUCUUCCUCGGAAAUGCCGUGCUGUACGCGCUGGUUGGUGCUGCGCUCGGAUAUGGCGCAUACAGGAAGCAUGCCGAAGGCAAGCUGUCGUGGAAGCUUGUUGGUACAUGGUCUGGUAUCGUCGGAGCCUUCAGUACGGUGGAUUACUUUGUCAGCAAAACUCCCUUUUCAAUUCAGCACUCAAGCAGUCUUCUGCUAUCCGCCGCGAUCUGGACACAUUCUCUCAGUCGCCCGCAACAACAUCUGCAGCUUUACAAGGUACGGCUCGAGGAUAUGCGCUCCCAUGUCAGAUUGGGCCAGAUUGCAGCUUCCUUGGCGUUGCUAUCACGGACCAUUGAUGACUAUUCCGCCUUGUCCAAGAAGGAACUGAUACCUGAGAAGCAAGAAAAGGCAUUUGAAAGAGUCAAAAAUUUUCGCGCGGAGCUUGCGGAUUACAGGACACACUUUGAUCAACUUCGAAAGGAGCGGGAGGAAGCUCAAUCGGUGACAAAUCGCCACGAGCUUCUUGGCCGACGACCACACCACGCUGCGACUCCCGAAAACCCCUACGCCCAAUCUUCCCUCCCGCAAUCUUCGCCUUUUGCAAACGCCUCGUCAUCCCGCUCAGGUCUCAGCUUUGGAGCUUCACCGGCGGAUUACAACAGGGAGACGCAUGCGCUCCGAGAGCAGUCCUUCUUUGCCAACACGAACUCGCAACUUGAUGAAUUUCUCGAUCGAGGCCGCGCUGUUCUGGCAGACCUUGGGCAGCAACGCGAGGUGCUGAAAGGCACGCAGCGCCGACUGUACAGUGUUGCGAAUACCCUGGGUGUAAGUGGUGACACGAUUCGAAAGGUCGAACGAAGAGCAAAGCAGGACAAGUGGAUAUUUUGGGGUGGUAUUCUCAUCUUCUUCCUCUUUUGCUGGUUGGUUUUACACUUUUUGAGGUGA
Messenger RNA from Aspergillus thermomutatus, 1236 nucleotides. RefSeq lists its product as uncharacterized. Gene Ontology annotation, cellular component: mitochondrial outer membrane. Gene Ontology annotation, molecular function: nascent polypeptide-associated complex binding. The transcript is spliced from 6 exons. NCBI's taxonomy places the organism in Eukaryota, Fungi, Ascomycota, Eurotiomycetes, Eurotiales, Aspergillaceae. The record is from RefSeq and is a predicted model, not a curated record. Bases 1 to 1236 code for a protein of 411 amino acids.